CCUUCGACCUCAACGGCUCCCCACCCUUCCCCCUAAUUUUUUUUCUCAUCAAGGUGUGAGAAGACUCGACUCUCAAACCACACCCACAGCGACAGUAGAAUACCAGCAUGAGCACUAAUAACAGUUCGCCCAGCGGUACACCUCCAUACCAGCCAAACAUAUCCUCAAUCUCAACCUCAUCCUCGCUCUAUGUGCCCACUUCCAACCAGAUCCCCACACCCCCAACCAUAACCAUCAAUCCGCCUUCCUUACCCCAACCGACCCUCACUACUAUCAACGAAGCAGCCUCUAGGCCCGGUUCAAACAGAUACAACCCGCCUGUGCCCAGCAGAAUGACAGGCACAUAUUCCAGCAACAACAGUAUUUACCACAACAACCUCGCUCCUACCCACAACGCACACGGACGUCGACUCGGAACCAGCAGCGCCUCUAGCUCCCCUCCAGGAACACCUCCCAACGGCUUACGAGAUUACUAUCUGAAUGUUGCUCUUCAACGCGCUCAGCACCGCUUUUACACACACGGAACUGGAUCAGGGCCCAACUCUGCAAACAACUCGAGCACGAACCUGAGCCGGCCCAACAUCUCUGUCGUAGUUCCCUCACAAAGCAAGUACCAGGAGGCCCGACGAGCGUACUCUGCAGACCAACUGAGUGUCCAGGAACCACAGAUUACUGUCACCACACCAGGGGGAUCCAAUGAGACCGAGGAACAUGUAAAGACGCUGCAAAAUGCGCUCAACAACUUGAUUGCACAAGAAAGCAGAGCAGCCCCACAUAAUGACGAUGACGAUGCGGAGGAUCCAGACACUGAUGGACCCAUCAUGAUGAAGGGCAACAAAUCGAACUCAGUACCUGGAACUGUUUCGGCGGGUAGGAAGAGCGGCGUCUUGCUUACCCCUACAGUUCUGGCCAAUCGAGAGGACCCCGAAAAGACGGCCGCCGGUACUAUGAGCCAUGGAAUUGUGGGUUCGGACGUCACCCUCAGCGACAAGGACCAGAAAGAGAAGGAGAGGAAGGCGCACCGCAAGUCUCACAACCGGAUCUCGCGGCUUUUUGGCCGCGAUGUACCAGGCAUUGGACACACCUCAGAUCAGCACUAUCACAUGCAGGUCUCGCGCGCACCGGUGCAGCCCUCAAAAGCCGGUGUCCUCAGCAAUCUGUUGAAGCUCCAGGACAAUGGCCGCCAUGCAAAGGAAUGUAUAGACUCUUCAUACACUAUCGACAACAAAGCCGCGCAAGGAAAAGAAGAAACGACCCACGCUCUAUACCCGGUCCGCUAACAACUCUACCACGUCUAUCGCAAACGUCUUUGGCACCUACCCACCCCUGCCGACCAUAGGAUCUAGUACAGGCUUGGGUAACCUUGGCACGGCUACUCAGCGCAAUAGCUAUGGCAACGGCAAUGGCAACGGCAAUGGCAAUGGUAAUGGAUACG
Gamsiella multidivaricata is the source of this 1435-nucleotide messenger RNA. RefSeq lists its product as uncharacterized. The coding region runs from base 108 to 1280 and encodes 390 amino acids. The transcript has 2 exons. The record is from RefSeq and is a predicted model, not a curated record. Lineage: Eukaryota; Fungi; Mortierellomycota; Mortierellomycetes; Mortierellales; Mortierellaceae.